AUGAGUCCGUGCGGCCCCGACCGAGCCCGCCACCCCCUCGAGUAGGCCUCAUCGCCGCGCCGCCGGCCCGCCUGCACCAUGGAGUCGCCCGCCUCGAGCCAGCCCCCCAGCGCGCCCCAGUCCAAAGGAAAAUCCAGGAAGAAGAAGGACUUACGGAUAACCUGUGUGUCCAAGCCUCCACCACCCAACCCCACGCCCCCCCGGAACCUUGAUUCCAGGACCUUCAUCACCAUAGGAGACCGGAACUUCGAGGUGGAAGCCGAUGACCUGGUGACCAUCUCGGAGCUGGGCCGUGGAGCCUAUGGGGUAGUGGAGAAGGUGCGACAUGCCCAGAGUGGUACCAUCAUGGCUGUGAAGCGGAUUCGAGCCACCGUGAACUCACAGGAGCAGAAGAGGCUGCUCAUGGACUUGGACAUCAACAUGCGGACAGUUGACUGCUUCUACACUGUCACCUUCUACGGGGCCCUCUUCAGAGAGGGUGAUGUGUGGAUCUGUAUGGAGCUUAUGGACACCUCUCUGGAUAAAUUCUACCGGAAGGUGCUGGACAAAAACAUGACAAUUCCAGAGGAUAUUUUGGGGGAGAUUGCUGUGUCGAUUGUGAGGGCCCUGGAGCACCUGCACAGCAAACUCUCCGUGAUCCACAGAGACGUGAAGCCCUCCAAUGUGCUCAUCAACAAGGAGGGCCAUGUGAAGAUGUGCGACUUUGGGAUUAGUGGCUACUUGGUGGACUCCGUGGCUAAGACUAUGGACGCCGGCUGCAAGCCCUACAUGGCCCCUGAGAGAAUCAACCCGGAGCUGAACCAGAAGGGCUACAAUGUCAAGUCCGAUGUCUGGAGCCUCGGCAUCACAAUGAUUGAGAUGGCCAUCCUGCGGUUUCCUUAUGAGUCCUGGGGGACCCCGUUCCAACAGCUGAAGCAGGUGGUAGAGGAGCCGUCCCCCCAGCUCCCAGCUGACCGGUUCUCUCCUGAGUUUGUGGACUUCACUGCACAGUGCCUGAGGAAGAACCCCGCGGAGCGCAUGAGCUACCUGGAGCUGAUGGAGCACCCUUUCUUCACCUUGCACAAAACCAAGAAGACAGACAUUGCUGCCUUCGUGAAGGAGAUCCUGGGGGAGGACUCGUAGGGGUGGGGCCUUGGACCCCCCCACCCCCAGCCCUCAGAGCACCUCAGUUCCUGUCUGCUGGGGCAGUGCUGACCCACGUCUAUAAGCUACUGCCACUUGGCCUUGGGGCGCCUGGAGGAGCUGGGGGGCUGUUCCCACCUGGCUCUGCAGCAGGCCGUCUUCCCAGGUGCCAAAGAACCGGUCCAUCGGGGGCACCGAGCCAGGCCCAGGAGCCCCCAGCCCCACCAGUGCCUCUGCCCUUGCUGCUUCAAGGACCCCAAGCCUCCAGCCCUCCAAAUCCUAGACUUGGAGGGGCCUGGAGGUUCAGCUGAAGCUCCCUUCUGGGGCUCUGGGCACCCCACUGGACCCUGCUGCCCCUCACAGCCUGUGUGGACAGCCGCUGCACUGGCCAGGCCCCAGAUGCCACCAAGUUGUAUAUUUUUUUAUCUCUUGACUAAAUGGACUUUGCGCACUUUGGUCCAGCGUGGCCAUACCUGCUGGCCCACCAUCGGUGAGGGGACAUGACGGGGAUGAGCCAUGUGGGUCACCGAGAUGCCAGGAGCUGCCCGAGGCCUUCACCCAGCACUGGCAGACGGGACCUCACAGGGCACUCAGUUGCCAACCCCACUCCCCCACCUCUAGGGAGCAUCGUUUCAUCUUUUUUUUUUUUUUUUUUUUAAUUUAUCCUCUGUGGGUUGUUUCUUUUGCUUUGUGGGUUUGGCUGUUUUUUCUUGCAUGGUUUGGAGCCCAUCGUUUCUCUCGCCCCCUAGGGGACCUGCAGGCCAGGCAGCUCCCUCUGCUCCAGGGCGCCAUCCAGCCCUGUCUCCUGGGACUGGCUCGACAAGGGCUGUGGACUUUAGUGUUGUUUUUUUUUUAAAAAAGGAAAAUCUAUUUUUUGCAGAAAGGACUGCCCACUCUGGGGCCUUCUUCCUGACUGGUUGGCGUUUCCUAGUUGCUGUUUUAAUUUAAAAAAAAAAAAAAAAAAGUGGGAA
Messenger RNA from Loxodonta africana (African savanna elephant), 2093 nucleotides. RefSeq names its product mitogen-activated protein kinase kinase 3 (gene MAP2K3). The record is from RefSeq and is a predicted model, not a curated record. Gene Ontology annotation, biological process: MAPK cascade; protein phosphorylation. The transcript is spliced from 12 exons. The coding region runs from base 79 to 1122 and encodes 347 amino acids. NCBI's taxonomy places the organism in Eukaryota, Metazoa, Chordata, Mammalia, Proboscidea, Elephantidae. Gene Ontology annotation, molecular function: ATP binding; MAP kinase kinase activity.